AUGGCGCAAGGUGACUUGCGCGAAACGCUGUUGCUGGCCAUUGUGGUCCUAGCCCUGGCUAGCAACAUGCUGCACAUCUACAUGAAAGACCAUGAAGCCUACCCUCAUAGCCGAGACUUGGAGAUCCCACAUGCUCGCCGGGCUGGAGAGCCCCGUCAAAUGCCUCUGCCAGGCCAGGCGAACCCUUUGGUGGACGAUGAUUAUGAUGAAUACGACGGGCCAGUAGAACCUGCACCUCCUCAAGGUGGUCGGUUCCAAAAGAAAGUGCCUGCACCGGCUCCUGCACCGGCUCAAGAGCCACCUCCGCCGCCACCGCCACCCCCAGCUCUUGAUGAGGAGACUCGCCGACGCGACGAGGAGAAGUUGGUGCAGGACAUGCUGCACUUUGAUGAGGCUGCUGAGACCGAGACUGAUCUCAUCUUGGCGGAGGGGCCUACCGAGCGCAUCUGGCUGUUCAAUGGCGAUCCCACGUCCCAUCGCUGUCUCACACGAAUCUCAAACAACCAAGUCUUUAUGGAUUGGUGCAUUGAGAACCACUUUGACAAGCAGCAGUGGCAAGCCCGCGACAAGGGCACCUUGGGUUUUCGCACGCCAGAAGGCGAAGCAUUCUGUCUCACUGCCAACGAGCGACGACUCAAAACAGCCAAGUGCAUCAGCAGCGACGAGCCGAGCCAGGUCUUCGAAUUCAAGCCCAGCGUGGGGCUGGUGCACGUCGCGUCGAACCUUUGCGUCACGGCACCGGGCCUAUCGUACAUCGAGGCUGUCUUGACCCCUUGUGCAACUGCGCAAAAGCAAUGGUUCAUGCGCGUUAACAACAACAUUGUGCCCAUUGGAUUUGAGCCUUGGCUUCUCUACUUUGCUCGUCGUCGCAAAGCAAACAUGGACAAGUACGGUUUAGAGGUGCGCCAGGUCAUGAAUGAGAUUGCGACUCGCCCUCGCCCCAAAUACAUCCACCGCCGUGUGGUCGUGCACUUUGCGGACGAUCAUCACUUUGGCGCUCAGCCCCAGUUUCGCUGGUGGGUCAAAACAUGGCGCGAGCUCAAACUCAACGAGCCGGACCAAGCCAUGGACGUUAUUAUCUUUGGCGGCAAAAAGGUUUUGAGCGGCAUUGGGCACGGGUGUGAGUUUGUGACGCUCAAGGAGAAGACCUCCCCGCCCCCCGAGGGCAGCCCCGGCGUCUGCUGGCUCAUUGAGUUUGCUGGUGCCGCGGAGCGCGAACCUGAAAACUACGAUGGUUGGUUCAACUCGGUGGAAAUUCUGGUCAACAAGGACACGCGACCAUUGCUUGAGCAAUACGAAACUCUGCUACGCGCCGACGCGGACACCUUUCCCUCCCCGCGCUUCCGCGACUACUGGCUGGAUUACGUGUACAUGGGUGAGAACGCAGCCUACUCUACGCGUUACGCUCGGCACAAACUGGCCAAUGCAGCGGCAGCCAUGGGCCUCAAUUACAGCUCCGUCACCAACAUUGCAUCAACCUACUAUGGCCCUGCGCACGACGUUCUUAAUAUUGCUGCCCUUACCGUGGCAGCGGGCAAGUUUGCCCGCUACUUUCUCUUUGCCGAGGGCACACCCUGCAAGCUACCCCUGGGCUUGCGCCCCAAGGAUGCGAUGUGCGAGUGGGGCUCGGGCCUGCAUGAGGGCGUCAUGCUUCUCUACUCGCAGGACAUUGCCGUCAACCAUCUUCUGACCACCGAUAUCGACAUUCGACUGCACCCCAAGUCGCAGUACGAUGCAGGAACAACCAAUCUGGUUCACCCGUGCACCUUUCUUAUGUAUCAUAUUUAUCAUGGCGCUGAGCGAUUCUCCAAGUUUGCCUUCGCCUCAAACAAUUAUCAAAACUUGGACAUGGCCGACUUUGAUUUGAAUACGGUCCGUGAUUACACGACGUGGUUGGCGUUGACCGCCAACAAUCAGGGCAAGAACGGUGACAUUCCUUUCGAGAAAGUUGGCCGCGAUCUGAGUAAGUUGUGCGAUAACUGGAAGGAAUAGGCGCCAGGUCAUUCCGUGUCCAAACAAGUUAUUUUGUCUUCGAUGGCGACAUUGUUUUGCUUGCUUUGCCUGUCGUUCUUCGCUGAGAAGUUUUUAAAAUUUACACAGAUGCGAGGCUUCUACACAGUGCCUCGCAUCUGUGUCAUCAUGCUGAGAUGAGCUGCAAGAGUGACUGGCAAAGGACGUUUGCUUUGUGAAUUGAAACCAAAGCGUUG
Monosiga brevicollis MX1 is the source of this 2207-nucleotide messenger RNA. RefSeq lists its product as uncharacterized. The coding region runs from base 1 to 1992 and encodes 663 amino acids. The transcript has 4 exons. The record is from RefSeq and is a predicted model, not a curated record. NCBI's taxonomy places the organism in Eukaryota, Choanoflagellata, Craspedida, Salpingoecidae.